AUGUCGGAGGAUCACGAGAUGGACAAGAUGAUCAAGGAAACCUCCAUUUUAGAGGAGUACAACAUUAACUGGACUCAGAAGUUGGGAGCUGGGAUCAGUGGUCCUGUUAGAGUCUGCGUGAAAAAAUCCUCUCAAGAACGCUUUGCACUGAAAAUUCUUCUUGAUCGUCCAAAAGCUAGAAAUGAGGUACGUCUGCACAUGAUGUGUGCAACACAUCCAAAUAUUGUUCAAAUUAUUGAAGUUUAUGCUAACAGUGUGCAGUUCCCACAUGAAUCCAGCCCAAGGGCUCGGCUCCUAAUUGUAAUGGAGAUGAUGGAAGGGGGAGAGCUAUUUCACAGAAUCAGCCAGCACCGGCACUUUACUGAGAAGCAAGCAAGCCAAGUAACAAAGCAGAUAGCUUUGGCUUUGCAGCAUUGCCACUCAUUAAACAUUGCACAUAGAGACCUCAAGCCUGAGAAUCUCCUCUUCAAGGAUAACUCUCUGGAUGCACCUGUUAAGUUGUGUGACUUUGGAUUUGCCAAAGUAGACCAAGGUGACUUGAUGACACCACAGUUCACUCCAUAUUACGUAGCACCUCAGGUUUUGGAGGCACAAAGACGACAUCAGAAAGAAAAAUCUGGUAUUAUCCCCACCUCUCCAACACCUUACACUUACAACAAGAGCUGUGACUUGUGGUCCCUGGGUGUCAUUAUUUACGUGAUGCUGUGUGGAUACCCUCCGUUUUACUCCAAACACCACAGUCGGACAAUUCCAAAGGACAUGCGGAAAAAGAUCAUGACAGGAAGUUUUGAAUUUCCAGAGGAAGAGUGGAGCCAGAUCUCAGAAAUGGCGAAAGACAUUGUGCGAAAGCUGCUGAAGGUCAAACCUGAGGAACGGCUGACCAUUGAAGGUGUGCUGGACCAUCCCUGGCUCAACUCCACCGAGGCACUUGAUAACAUCCUACCCUCUGCCCAGCUGAUGAUGGAUAAGGCAAUGGUUGCAGGGAUACAACAGGCUCAUGCAGAACAGCUUGCAAACAUGAGAAUCCAAGACCUCAAAGUCAGUCUCAAACCCCUUCACUCCGUCAACAACCCAAUCCUGCGCAAAAGGAAAUUACUGGGCACUAAGCCAAAGGAUGGUGUUUAUAUCCAUGACCCUGAGAAUGGAAGUAAUGAUUCCAAUGUGGCUCUGGAAAAGCUCAGAGAUGUGAUUGCCCAGUGCAUUCUACCACAGGCUGGUAAAGGAGAGAAUGAAGAUGAGAAGCUGAAUGAAGUGAUGCAGGAGGCGUGGAAGUAUAAUCGAGAGUGUAAGUUGCUGCGAGACACUCUUCAGAGCUUCAGCUGGAAUGGCAGAGGAUUCACAGAUAAAGUGGAUCGACUAAAACUGGCAGAAAUAGUAAAACAAGUUAUUGAAGAGCAGACAAACUCCCAUGACUCUCAAUAGCUGGAGCUUCUUAAUCUUAUUUUUUUUACCAUUUAAAAUUUAUUCUUUAACUGUAAAAAGUAUUUUUAUGUAAAUUAAUAAAUCAUAAUUAUUUCAUUAAAUUUCCAUACUGCUUGAAAAUGCUGUAUAGUUGUAGAUACAAAAAAAUCAUUGGUACUGUAAUAUUUUUUUAAAACUCAGUUCCUUGAGGUAUAUAUGAUCACUUAUGUACUGUUAAUCAUGAGUCCCCCAGACGGGGCAAAUUAUAUUGUUAAAGACCAUCUUUUUCUUAAUAACCAGUUGCAGAAGCUGCCUUCCAUCUGCUAUACAUACAGCCAGCUGCAAUGACUAUGUAUGUGAACGAGACAGCCACAGUUUCUCAACACCCUGCUCAGUAAGUACUUGAAGCAAGUGCUGUGAAACACGAACUUCAUAGCUACCCUUUGCGCCUAAAUUCUGAGUCUUUAUGUAGAGGCAACUAAAUAGCCUUCUGUUUCGCUAGGUGACCCGAGAGCCACGCUUGACCUUGCCAAGGGCACCUGAGUCCAUAUGCUUGCUGUAUUUUUCAGUUCUGAUCAGUGGCCCUCUUUCUUUCUUCUUCCCCAUCUUCCUCAGACCUUUUUUAAGGCUGAAUUGGCCAUUCAGCAUUAAGACUCCUCUUUUUAUCACAUUGUUCAACAGCAGAAUAGAAGAAUGUUCUAGUUAUGUACAAGAUAUUUUUACUUUCAUAGUGGGAUCUUCUACGGACAACAGUAAGUGUGGGGUUCAUUUGCUUCGGCCCCAGAUCAGCAGUAGUGUGUGUUCCACCCGUGUACUCCAUUCUUUCCUUUCUAGAAGAUCCAACGCUUGGUCUCAGACUUGUCCUCUUGUUUGAAAGAGAUCAUCCUGGCGAGGGUCAUAGUGCUGCUGUGUGAAUCCACCGGUGAUCCUUCUCUUGUGUCACCCUCUGGAGUCCAAGCUCCCCCUCUCUUUGAUGCCUUCGAGCUCCUCCUUGGGGAGCACCAGAUGCAGGGCUGCUCCUUGACAGACGUCCUUAUGCUGCCUGGACCAUGAGGCUGACCAGGGCAGAUUCUUACGCUAGUCUGGAACAUUGGCUCCAAAAGCUGCUUUUUUUUUAAUUUUAAUUAAACAAACAAAUGAAAAGAAUCUGUACAUAUUUCUAGUUUUCUACCUUCUGAUGCUUUUCUUUCUUUUGAGACUGGUCGAAGGCUUUUUAUAGAGAUAUUUUGGUACUAAACCUGUGCAGACGUUGAACGAGUUUGGUCUGCAGACUGAAGUGCCAAUUCAGGGCUAUUAGUAAUGACUCUUGAACAUUAUUGUUAUAUUUCAUAGCUCAUUAAUUUUGGGUUUACAUUUACAAACCUGAGCCAUGAAUCUCCCAAUUUACUCUUGUGGCAGUCCAGCCGUCUUCUUUUUUGUCUUUUUUCUAUACCAGACUUCCUUGCAACCUUUAGCUUGGAUGGCAAAGCAGUGUCUGACUCUUUCUAUAAGAUUUUGUAAACAGUGACUUAAUUUUUCUAUAUGAAGGAGAUACUUCAUUUCCCACUCUUUGUCAGCACCUUGUCAGCUUUCUUUUAAUCCUGUUGACAGUUUUCCAAUGCCUGAUUUAUUGCAGAGUAAGAACCACAGUCCCUACUUGACCAUCACUUUCUCUGAUGGAAACAGGGAGUUUUUGUGUAAGCCAGAAUUGUACUUCUGACACUACAUGGAAUAUUUAUGCACUGACAUCUGAUUACAACUGUAGAGAUUUAGCAAGAGCCAAGAGUAUUUGUCCUUUCUUGGUAGUAUCAGCAAGUUUGCAGGCCCUAUUGUAUGCAUUUCUGUCCUUGCCCUAAAUUCUAGGUCGUGUCAACAUCCACACAUUCUCUGAAUGUAAUAGAUGAUGUACUUUUUAACUUGAAAUCCAUGGGUUUUUUUCUGGGAAAUCUCAUUGUUUUGGAACUUUUAAAUGUGGCAAAUAGAGACAUAAACAAGGCAAUCACCUUUGUUUGAAUGAGACUGCAAAAAAUUCCCCACAGAAGCACUUUGCAACUCUGCCCUCCGAGGAGGAAAAUACUCAGGCGGUUUCUUGGGAGCCAGAAUUUGUUAGCAGAAAAAUGGAUCCGAUUGUAGCGACUUUCACGGUCAACGCAGAGUGCAGUCAGCAGAGACUACUGCCAUGCCACAGCCUGAUACGAUCCCAGCGCCUUGUGGGUGUAACAUGCUGGGACCUGUUUUUUUUCUCUGGCAGGUUUCUCUAGUGUUAAAGAUGACGGCAGCGAGGCUUGCGUGCCGUUGUGUAACGGUCUUUAGGAAAUGGCUUUCUGCAGUACCAGCAUGCGUUUGGUAUAGCAGGGAGCGCCUUGGGGUGCGAGAGCAACUGCUGCUCGCCGACAUCCAAGGCGGCUCAGAAAUAAGCAGAGAAGAUGGGAUCUGACUGUGCGUUAGAGGGUCCCUCCUCUCUUCAUCCUCCCUUAACUUACACACCAGAAUGAUUUCGAGCUGUUACUGGUAGUGUGGUGGGUGCAUCUGUGACUGACCGUGAAGCGUUUUGGUGCGUUUGGAGGGAAGUCGAAUUUCGAAAGGCUUUUGUGAAUAAGGAACUGCUUUUUAUGGAUUGACUAUAGAUUUUAUUGUCUGUGAUAAAGAAGAAUGGCCUGAUCUAAAAUGGAGGUAGGGAGGGACAGAUUAAGAAAACACAAUUUGAAGAUUCAAGGUCAAAUGGUUUUAUUUCUAUGAGAAAAGUUGAUUAUUUUACUCUUUUAAAAAGUUAUGAUUUAGAUUUCAAAAUGAAAUACACUUUAAUGGAUUCAUUUACAUAUUUUAAAGUAGGAUUUUACUUUCACCUUCCUGUGGUUUUUAUUUUUCAGUUGACAGAAAUGCAAGAUACCUUUUCUUGGUUAUAUAAGGUUUUACUUGGUAAUAAAUCUACUGAUCCUUUGUAGCAGACUGUGAAUAUUGUAAAUAUCUUGAGAUGGAAGGGUUGUGUGGGAUCAAAGAAGACAUUCUUUGUACAAACACUAAAAGGAUAUGAGAAAGCUUUGUAGGGUUUUUUUUAGAAUUUUAUUUAAGAAAAAUCUCUGAAAUCAUUUGACCUUUUGAAAAUUUUAUGUAUAUCUGACUUGAUUAUUUUAAGCUAUAGGUAUUAAAAAGUUAGAAGAACUUGACUAGGUAAAAGAGUUUUCGAUUGGAAAUAGCAACAUGUCAAAGUUUUGCUGUCAUUACUUCAGGUUUUUCUUUUGGAAAUCUGAGUCUGUCCUCAUAAGCCAUGUUUAACUUCCGUGUAUUAAAAUGUUUUCAUUUCUCCUUUUCAGUGUUAUCUGUAAUAUGUUAGUUUAUUUUGGAUCAGUAUUAUAUUGUAAAU
Gavia stellata (red-throated loon) is the source of this 4744-nucleotide messenger RNA. RefSeq names its product MAPK activated protein kinase 5 (gene MAPKAPK5). Lineage: Eukaryota; Metazoa; Chordata; Aves; Gaviiformes; Gaviidae. The coding region runs from base 1 to 1422 and encodes 473 amino acids. The transcript has 14 exons. Gene Ontology annotation, molecular function: calcium-dependent protein serine/threonine kinase activity; calcium/calmodulin-dependent protein kinase activity; ATP binding. Gene Ontology annotation, biological process: peptidyl-serine phosphorylation; Ras protein signal transduction; protein autophosphorylation. The record is from RefSeq and is a predicted model, not a curated record. Gene Ontology annotation, cellular component: nucleus; cytoplasm.